UAGUCGACGGGAGCGACCGGAGCCCCGGCCACCAAGGGGUGCGACCCCCCACUGGCCCCGCCUUCCCGGCUGUGGUCUGGCCAAUCAGAGAGGCUUUUACUGGCGGGUGGGCCCCGCCGGCUCAGCUGCUCCGAGGCUCUGGCAUGUCGGUUCCCGAUUCUGGUCCCCGGCCCCCAGCAGCGCCUGCCCCCUUCCCACCGGGGCCCCCCAUGAUGCCACCACCCUUCAUGCCCCCUCCGGGAAUCCCCCCGCCCUUUCCUCCGAUGGGGCUACCCCCCAUGAGUCAGAGGCCACCAGCCAUCCCCCCCAUGCCACCAGGCAUCAUGCCCCCAAUGCUACCACCAAUGGGGUCACCACCACCAAUCACACAGAUACCGGGAAUGGUGCCUCCCAUGAUGCCAGGAAUGCUGAUGCCAGCGGUGCCCGUCACCGCAGCGACGGCUCCAGGUGUGGACACCGCCAGCUCUGCUGUGGCUGGGACAGUCCCUCCGAGGGCCCUAUGGAGUGAGCAUGUGGCCCCUGACGGGCGCAUCUACUACUACAAUGCUGACGACAAGCAGUCCGUGUGGGAGAAGCCCAGCGUGCUCAAGUCCAAGGCAGAGCUGUUGCUGUCCCAGUGUCCCUGGAAAGAGUACAAGUCGGACACAGGCAAACCCUACUACUAUAACAACCAGAGUAAGGAGUCCCGUUGGACCCGGCCAAAGGACCUGGAUGACCUGGAGGCUCUAGUCAAACAAGAGGCCAUAGGGAAGCCACAGCCACAGACACAGCAGACACUACAGCCGCAGCCCCCUCAGCCACAGCCCGACCCUCCACCUGCGCCUCCUUGCCCCACCCCAGUGCCUGUGGGCCUCCUAGAACCUGAGCCAGGUGGGAGUGAAGAUUGCGAUGUGUCGGAUGCCACCCAGACCUUGGAGCAGGGGUUCUCGCAGCAGCCAGAGGAGGGCCCCAGCAGUUCUGCUGGACUGCAUCAGCCACCACAACAGGAGGAAGAGGAAUCAAAGCCAGAACCGGAGAGGUCUGGUCUCAGUUGGAGCAACCGGGAGAAGGCAAAACAGGCCUUUAAGGAGCUGCUGAGGGACAAGGCUGUCCCCUCCAAUGCCUCUUGGGAACAAGCCAUGAAGAUGGUGGUCACUGACCCCCGUUACAGUGCCUUGCCCAAACUGAGUGAGAAAAAGCAGGCAUUCAAUGCAUACAAGGCGCAGCGGGAGAAGGAAGAGAAAGAGGAGGCCCGGCUGAGGGCCAAGGAGGCUAAGCAGACUUUGCAGCACUUCUUGGAGCAGCACGAGCACAUGACCUCCACCACCCGCUACCGGAGGGCAGAACAGACCUUUGGGGAGCUGGAGGUCUGGGCUGUGGUCCCCGAGAGGGAUCGAAAGGAGAUUUAUGAUGAUGUCCUCUUCUUCCUGGCCAAGAAGGAGAAGGAACAGGCCAAGCAGCUCCGGCGCCGCAAUAUCCAGGCCCUGAAGAGCAUCCUGGAUGGGAUGAGUAGCGUCAACUUCCAAACCACAUGGUCCCAGGCCCAGCAGUACCUCAUGGAUAACCCCAGCUUUGCUCAGGACCAUCAGCUUCAGAACAUGGACAAGGAAGAUGCGCUGAUCUGCUUUGAGGAGCACAUCCGAGCUUUGGAGAGGGAGGAGGAGGAGGAACGGGAACGGGCCCGGCUUCGGGAGCGGCGCCAGCAGCGCAAGAACCGGGAGGCCUUCCAGACCUUCCUGGACGAGCUGCACGAGACAGGGCAGCUGCACUCCAUGUCCACCUGGAUGGAACUGUACCCGGCGGUCAGCACUGAUGUCCGCUUUGCCAACAUGCUGGGCCAGCCGGGCUCCACCCCUCUGGACCUGUUCAAGUUCUAUGUGGAGGAGUUGAAGGCACGAUUCCACGAUGAGAAGAAGAUCAUUAAGGACAUCCUUAAGGACCGGGGCUUCUGUGUGGAGGUGAACACAGCCUUUGAGGACUUCGCCCACGUCAUAAGCUUUGACAAGAGGGCUGCUGCGCUGGACGCAGGCAACAUCAAGCUGACCUUCAAUAGUCUACUGGAGAAGGCAGAAGCGCGGGAGAGAGAGCGAGAGAAGGAGGAAGCACGAAGGCUGCGGCGCAGGGAAGCUGCCUUUCGAAGCAUGCUGAGGCAGGCCGUGCCUGCUCUGGAGCUGGGCACUGCCUGGGAAGAGGUCCGUGAGCGCUUUGUGUGCGACUCAGCCUUUGAGCAGAUCACCCUGGAGUCGGAGCGGAUCCGGCUCUUCCGGGAGUUCCUGCAGGUACUAGAGACUGAGUGCCAGCACCUCCACACCAAAGGCCGAAAGCACACCAGAAAGGGCAAGAAGCACCAUCGCAAGCGUUCCCACUCGCCCUCAGGCUCUGAGUCGGAAGAGGAGGAGCUGCCCCCACCAUCUCUCCGGCCCCCCAAGCGGAGGCGGCAGAACCCCUCCGAAUCUGGCUCUGAGCCCUCUUCCUCACUUGAUUCAGUUGAAAGUGGGGGUGCUGUCCUUGGAGGACGGGGCUCCCCAUCCUCCCGCCUUCUCCUAGGAUCAGAUCAUGGCCUUCGGAAAGCCAAGAAACCAAAAAAGAAAACUAAAAAGAGAAGACACAAGUCGAACAGUCCCGAGAGUGUGACAGACCCUGAGGAGAAAGCUGGCAAGGAGAGUGAUGAGAAAGAACCAGAACAGGACAAGGACAGGGAGCUCCGGCUGACAGAGCUCCCUAAUCGCUCCCCAGGUUUUGGAAUCAAGAAGGAGAAGGUGAGAGGCAGGUGCCUGGCCCCAGCCCAGGCAGUGCUCUGUCCAGGCCUCCACGGCCCUCAGGGGAGGCUGUGGGUGAGCUGUGCCUUUGCUCCCCCAGACGGGCUGGGACACGUCAGAAAGUGAGCUGAGUGAGGGUGAGCUGGAAAGGCGGCGGCGGACACUCCUGCAGCAGCUGGAUGACCACCAGUGACCCAACAAGCUGCUCGGCCUUGGGUCUGUGUGAGGCUGUGGCUACUGGGUCACCCUCACUGUCUGCCCCAGACGCCUUCCUUAGUCUGGUCUGUGUCCAUUUUUCCUCAAGUAACCACCCCCAACACGCCAUUGCCGGCACCUUCUGAGGUUGCUUGUUGUGAUGAAGGGCCCCCAUUUCCCGGACAACUAGUGCAGUCCUUGCCCUUGGCCCCACGUGAGAUUGGUGGUGUAUGCCACGUGGGGUGGGUGGUGCCAGUAGAUAGAAUGUGAGAAGGGGCCUCCAGGGGAGUGACAGGCUGGUGGACACAGCCUGGGUGGCAGAGGGCGGCAUCCUUACCCUCUAGCAUCAGUGCCUGCUCCUGCCUACCCAGGUCCUGGGGCUCCACCACGCCUUCCCUCCAGCCUUGGGACCCAGUUUAUGUGUGUUUUUGUUUGGUUUUGUUUUAUAAAUAAUAUUUAUA
Phyllostomus hastatus (greater spear-nosed bat) is the source of this 3394-nucleotide messenger RNA. RefSeq names its product pre-mRNA processing factor 40 homolog B (gene PRPF40B). Gene Ontology annotation, cellular component: U2-type prespliceosome; U1 snRNP. Gene Ontology annotation, molecular function: protein binding; RNA binding. The record is from RefSeq and is a predicted model, not a curated record. The coding region runs from base 144 to 2864 and encodes 906 amino acids. Gene Ontology annotation, biological process: mRNA cis splicing, via spliceosome. NCBI's taxonomy places the organism in Eukaryota, Metazoa, Chordata, Mammalia, Chiroptera, Phyllostomidae. The transcript has 25 exons.